This is a messenger RNA of Gloeophyllum trabeum ATCC 11539, 1311 nucleotides long. RefSeq names its product UROD/MetE-like protein. NCBI's taxonomy places the organism in Eukaryota, Fungi, Basidiomycota, Agaricomycetes, Gloeophyllales, Gloeophyllaceae. The transcript is spliced from 13 exons. Gene Ontology annotation, molecular function: zinc ion binding; 5-methyltetrahydropteroyltriglutamate-homocysteine S-methyltransferase activity. The record is from RefSeq and is a predicted model, not a curated record. Bases 1 to 1203 code for a protein of 400 amino acids.
AUGUCUCCACGACGCCUUAACCCUCCGUUUCGUGCUGAACAUAUAGGUUCCUUGCUUAGGCCUUCGGAUUUGUUCGAUAAACGCCAGAAGUUCGAAGCAGGUCAGUGUACGCAGGAAGAACUGAAAGCUGCCGAAGAUGCAGCGAUAGAGAAAGUGGUACAAUCGCAGCAAGAGGUUGGUAUCAAGGCAAUCACUGAUGGGGAGCUGAGAAGGGGAUUUUUCUUCGAAGGCGUGUUCGACAAACUGGAAGGGAUGACCUUCAUCCCGAACCGGCCUCUUACCGAGUUUAAGCCAUAUGUUCCGUUUAUCUCAAUGCUCACUGCUGCUGGCAUGAAAGAUUUUCCGACUGUCUAUUGCACGGGGAAAAUCAGACGAACUAAACCUUGGUAUGCGGAGCAGUUCAUGGCCUUAAGGAGCCUUGUUCCUCAGGAGGACAUCAAGAACUUGAAGAUCACGAUGUGUCCUCCAACUUGGUUCCAUCAACGCCACGGAUCUGACCUUACCUACGAUUUAUCCGUGUACAACAGCGACGAGGAAUACUUCAAUGACCUCGCAAAGGCCUAUCAAGAAGAGAUCCAAGAUCUGUAUCGUCUCGGGUGCAGAAACAUCCAAUUCGACGAUGCGACUUUCUGCUUUUUCUGCGAUGAGCGCAUGGUGUCUGGUAUGAAGGAGGCUGGGGAUGACUUCGACUACUUGCUCGACACCUACAUUAAAGCCAUAAAUUCUUGCCUCAAAGAAAGGCCGGUAGGUAUGACAGUAGGAGUGCACAUGUGCCGCGGAAAUUUCAAGGGUGGGCUACAUUAUGCCGAGGGAGGCUACGCCCGGAUUGCCGAGAAGGUCUUCACUGGCCUCGACGUGGACUGCUUUUAUCUGGAAUAUGAUACUGAACGUGCUGGCGAUUUCGGUCCUCUGAAGUACCUACCACUGGAUAAGGUGGCGGUCCUCGGUCUUGUUACGACGAAGAGUCCUGAGCUGGAGUCCAAGGAGGCCUUAAAAAGACGCAUUCACGAAGCUGCCCAAAUAAUCUCGAAGGAAGGUAUUCCAACUCGGUCGAGAGAGACGGCUCUUGACCAGUUAUGCAUCAGCCCGCAAUGUGGCUUCGCUUCCGUCUGGGAAGGAAAUCCUUUGACAGAAAAGGACCAGUGGGAGAAGUUGCGGCUUGUGGUGGAUACGGCAAAGGAGGUGUGGGGUGUAACGGCUUGAGGCUCAGUAGCAUUCGCGAUCGUAUAGUCAGCAGAAGACACCAGCCCGAAAGUGUCUAGUCCCGGUAUAUUACCGACAAUAGGAUCUAUCUGACGUUUGACAUCACCA